AUGCCUGGUCUGCUGAACCAAAUGACAGGGGCAGCCCUGCCCCUCACCGCUUCUGAUGUCACCUCCUUCGUCAGUGGUUACGCCCUGGGUCUGACUGCGUCCCUCACCUAUGGCAACCUGGAAGCCCAGCCUUUCCAGGGCCUCUUCGUGUACCCACUAGACGAGUACACCGCGGUGAUCGGCUUUGAGGCAGUCAUCGCUGACCGGGUCAUAACGGUACAGAUCAAGGACAAAGCCAAGAUGGAGAGUGGCCACUUCAAUGCCACCCACAUUCGAGCCACAACUGUCACAGGAAACAUUCUGCGAAGGGGGGUUCCCGCCAUCCCUCCUUCCUGCACACUGGAAACGGUGGUUUUGGAUGAGGAUCUGGAGCGAAUCCUGUUCGUGGUCAACCUGGGGACCAUCGCCCCGAUGGAGAAUGUCAAGGUCUUCAUCAGCACCUCCUCGGAGCUCCCGACGCUGCCCAGCGGGGCCGUGCGGGUCCUGCUGCCUGCUGUCUGCGCCCCAACCAUCCCCCAGUUCUGUACCGAGAGCACCGGCCCCUCCAACCAGCAGGCCGAAGGCAGAGACAGGCACUGCUUCGGCCCCGACGCUGAGACCCUGCGCUCCUGGAACAAGCUGUGCCUGGCCACUCUCCUGGACACUGCCGUGUCCAACCCCAUGGAGUACGAGUUCAGCUUCCAGCUGGAGAUCCGAGGGCCCUGCCUGCUCGCAGGGGUAGAGAGUCCCACCCACGAGAUUCGAGCCGAUGCUGCCCCGUCCGCACCCUCCGCCAAGAGCAUAAUUAUCACCUUGGCCAACAGGCACACCUUCGACCGGCCCGUGGAGAUCCUCAUCCACCCCAGCGAGCCCCACAUGCCACAUGUCCUGAUGGAGAAAGGGGACAUGACCGCAGGCGAGUUUGAGCAGCACCUGAAGGGGAAAGCAGACUUCAUCAAAGGGAUGAAGAAGGACGGCAGUGUGGGGCGGAAGACAGAAAUCAUCCGGAAGCGCCUCCACAAGGACCUUCCCCACCAUUCUGUCGUCAUGCUCAACUUCUGCCCCGACCUCCAGUCAGUCCAGCCGCACCUGAGGAAGACCCACGGCGAGUUUAUCUUCCUCGUCGACAGGAGCAGCAGCAUGAGUGGGACCAACAUCCACCGGGUCAAGGAUGCCAUGCUGGUGGCUCUCAAGAGCCUCAUGCCAGCCUGCCUCUUCAAUGUCAUUGGGUUCGGAUCCACAUUUAAGACCCUCUUUCCUUCCAGCCAGACCUACAACGAGGAGACCUUGGCCAUGGCCUGUGAUAACAUUCAGAGGAUGCGGGCUGACAUGGGUGGCACCAAUGUCCUCUCCCCGCUCAAGUGGGUCAUCCGGCAGCCAGUGCACCGAGGCCACCCGCGGCUUCUCUUCGUGAUCACCGACAGUGCGGUCAGCAACACCGGGAAGGUGCUGGAGCUGCUGCGGAGCCACGCCUUCUCCACCAGGUGCUAUAGCUUUGGAAUCGGACCCAACGUCUGCCACAGGCUGGUGAAGGGGCUGGCAAAUGUGUCCAAGGGCAGCGCUGAGUUCCUGGUGGAGGGGGAGCGGCUGCAACCUAAGAUGGUCAGAUCCCUGAAGAAGGCCAUGGCCCCCGUCCUGAGCGAUGUGACCGUGGAGUGGGUCUUCCCAGAGACCACUGAAGUGCUGGUCUCUCCUGUCAGCACCAGCACCCUCUUCCCCGGAGAACGGCUGGUGGGGUAUGGCAUCGUGUGUGACGCCUCCUUAUACACCUCCAGUUCCAGAUCUGACAAGAGGAGACGCUACAACAUGCUGCACUCUCAGGAGUCCGGCAGCUCUGUCUUCUACCACUCACAGGAUGAGGGGCCCGCCUCAGACAGUGCGGAGUGUGGCAAGAGCUUGGGGGCACCCCUCAACCUGAAGCAGGCCAAAGACGCCCGGUCAUCCAGCGGAGACUCCCCCACCAAUCCUGGUGCGGACCUCUCCCAGCGAAGACGGGCUUAUAGCACCAACCAGAUCACCAACCACAAGCCCUCCCCAAGGGCCGCCACGGCCAGCGACCCCACGAUGGCUGGCAGGAGAUACCCGCUGCGGAAAGCGAAGCUGCAGGACCUCACCAACCAGCCCAGCCCAGACGCCCCGCGGAGGCAGGCUGACUUGCAGCCCUUCCUGAACAGUGGCCCAGACCUGUGCCAGGGCCCCAAACUCCGGGGCCCAGGAGCCCGCAGGCCCUCUCUGCUGCCCCAAGGCUGCCAGCCCUUCCUGCCCUCUGGCCAGGAGCCCCAGGCCGGGAGCCCCAUGAGGGAGCUGGAGCUUGGGUCCAGCCUGGAGCCUGCCUCAGACAGCCGCAGUCCUGGGGAUGCAGAGCUGUCCCAUCACCCCUCCGCCUUCGAGACCGAGACAUCGUCGGACUGGGAGCCGCUGACCGAGUUCCAGGAGCAGGCCAGCUCCGACCGGCCAGCCUCCCCAGACCUCGUGCUGGGCAAGGCCGUGGUCAAAGGCCUGCGCGACAGCCAACAUCUGCAAUGGGAGGUGAACUUCGAGCUGGGACCCCCCGGCUCCGAGCCGGGCAGCGCGCGCGACGCCGACCUGUGGAGCGAGACCUUCCACCACCUGGCGGCCCGCGCCGUCAUCCGCGACUUCGAGCAGCUGGCGGAGCGCGAGGGCGAGAUAGAGCAAGGGUCCAGCCGCCGCUACCAGGUGAACGCCGUGCACACCAGCAAGGCCUGCAACAUCAUCAGCAAGUACACCGCCUACGUGCCUGUGGACAUGAGCCAGAGGCAGUACCUGCCCACCGUGGUGGCCUACCCCAGCUCCGGUGCUGCGCUGCGGGUGGCCAGCUCGCGGGUCCUGAGCCAGGAGUGGAGAGGCAGCGGCCCCGGCCCCCGGCGCUCCCGGACCAUGCUCGGGGAAGACUCGGCAGCUCGGCCUGAUGUGGAGGCGAACCCCACCACGAACCCCACCGCACCCCCCAGCGAGACCACGCCCCCAGGCCAUGAGAAGACCCCAGCUUCCGAAGGUCCCCUGCACAAUCUGGCCACCAACACCCUCUCUUCCUUGAAGACCUCUGAGAACCUGUUUGGAUCCAGGCUGAAUCUCAAGAAGUCCAGGCUGCUGACUCGAGCGGCCAAGGGCUUCCUGGGCAAGCCGCUGACCAAGGCUCCAGAGGCAACACCGGGGAGCCAGAGCCUGGACUACGUCCCACUGGUGUCUCUGCAGCUGGCCUCCGGAGCCUUCCUGCUCAACCAAGCCUUCUGUGAGGCCAUCCACAUCCCUAUGGACAAGCUCAAGUGGACCUCGCCCUUCACCUGCCACCGAGCAUCCCUCACAGCCCGCCAGCCCGAAUCUAAGACCCCCGGCCCCCAGGUGUGCACCAGCCCCUCACCUCGGCACCCCUCUUGUGACAGCUGCUCCGCAGAGCCUGCGGCAGAGGGCGAGCCAGGCUGGGAGCUCAGAGCUGUGACAGAACGCACAGGGAAGCUGUGGGCCACGGUGGUGGCCCUGGCGUGGCUGGAGCACAGCGCGGCAUCCUACUUCACCGAGUGGGAGCUGGUGGCCGCCAAGGCCAGCUGGUGGCUGGGGCAGCAGGAGGUGCCCGAGGGCCGCUCGCGGGGCACGCUCAAGGCCGCCGCCCUGCAGCUGUUCGUGCUCCUGCGGCACUGGGACGAGAGCCUGGAGUUCAACAUGCUCUGCUAUAACCCCAACGACGUGUAG
Molossus molossus (Pallas's mastiff bat) is the source of this 3690-nucleotide messenger RNA. It is a transcript of the gene VWA5B1, whose product is annotated as von Willebrand factor A domain containing 5B1. Lineage: Eukaryota; Metazoa; Chordata; Mammalia; Chiroptera; Molossidae. Bases 1 to 3690 code for a protein of 1229 amino acids. The transcript is spliced from 21 exons. The record is from RefSeq and is a predicted model, not a curated record.